This is a messenger RNA of Physella acuta, 1724 nucleotides long. RefSeq lists its product as uncharacterized. The record is from RefSeq and is a predicted model, not a curated record. NCBI's taxonomy places the organism in Eukaryota, Metazoa, Mollusca, Gastropoda, Physidae.
CAGCAGGUAUAAAAGACCCGGGUUGACCCACCCGGGUCAAGACCAACACACACAAAAAUUGCGCCAGCAUUAGUAGGCUGGAUUAGCAGCUGUAUACUUUUAAUCUUCUCAUGGAUUCUGGUGGACUGCCCUACAACUACUCCGAGGCGAACAUGAAGGUGGCGCCCAUCAUCACGUCUUUCAAGAGCACCGUGGUACUCGAGGAGAUGUGUUUCAACGAGGAGAAAUCUGCGGUCAUGGAAGAUCCGGUGCCAGUGGACUCGUUCAGUCAUCGGUUUGUGGAUUUCUGGAGGAACAAGUACACACAGGUCGAUGCUUCCAUCAAAGACGUGCAUCUGGCGUUGGCUCAUAAGGUUCUGUUGAAGGAAAUCAGGAGAGAGAUGAAUGUGCAGGUGACUGACGAGCUCUACGAGUCAGGCUUUAGGAAACGAAACAUGUUUGUGACUUUCUACAUGGCCCCAGAAGGGAAGUUCACUGUAGACUUUGCCAAGUUGCCAGUCAACUUGCCUACGCUUCAGAAUUUGAAUAAAAAAUACCUGGGUGCUCGCAUCCCAGGGUUCCAACCAGUGCACCUGAGCACUGACCUGAUGCACAUGCUGAUCAACCUGGAGGCCAGAAGACUGCUCACUCUCAACGCGGACAAUGUCCUGUCUCUGAGGGUGGGGGCGGAGUACUUGAACUUCAUCCAGGUCAAGAAAUUUUGCGAGAAUUUCAUCAGCUACUAUUUGACAAAUCAAAACCUGUUUCAAAUUCUGGAGUUUGCCAACGACUACGGCUUCACAGUACUGAAAAAAUACGCGGAGGGCUACCUCUGCAACCAUUUGAGAGAGGUCUACAGUAAUGCCGCCUUCUGCUGCCUGAGUCCUCGCAGGCUUUCCCACCUGCUGGGUUCUGACGACCUGGUUGUUCUGGAACCGGAUACGUGGGUUCCCAUGACAACCAGAGACCGGGAAGUGACGGUGUUUGAGGCAGUGCUUCAGUACCUGUCAGAUUCCAGAAACAGGGAGCACUCGUACGUCGUGGAGAUGAUGCUGGACUCAGUCCGCAUGCUGGACAUUGGCGUGGACAACUGCUGGAACAUUUUCUCAGCCUAUCCGGAAGUGCGUCGGGUGGAGGCGAUCAAGAGGAGGAUGACCCUUGCUGGGAAGAUUUACCUGGCCAAGGAGGAUGCCGAGCUGACGGACCUGACUGCCAAGUGUCCGUUCGCGUGGAGCAGGAGACGGGUGCUGGCCCGCUGGAGGAUCCACGAGACGGUCCGGUGCUACGGACCGGCCAGGUACCCGUCCAUUGUUGGCCGGCAUCCUGCCAAUGAGGAUCUGGAACUCUGUGGCUUUGAGAUAAAAAUCCAGCAGCACAAGGACAAGUCAUUUAUUGGAGGACUGAAGACUUAUUACAAAGACAUUCAUAAAGGAACUGUUGAGUUGGAGGUAAACAAGGGAAUAGACACAGCAGAUGGCACCAUUAAGGUAGAUCUUGGUGAUGACUGCAUAGUCUGUGCAAGCGUCGCAGAUUCUGACUCUGCCGUUCACCGAAUCGUCUUCUUCACACUAAAAGGAGACAUCCUGGGGCCCUAUGGAGACUUGCGAGGCGACGACACAGACUACACCGAAUGCUUGAACGGGGCCAAGCAUACUCGGCUCCACUCGAUGGAGUUCGACAGAGCCAUGGUGGAUGGAGUGCCUCGCAUUGUCAACUUGGGACUCCGGUGGCUUUGUUUCACUUGA